AUGGUCCAAUUGAAGAUUCAAGAUCCAGCCGGUCCAAUAGAGGUUCAAGACAAAGCCAGAACCAGAUCGGCCAUCUCCAUCUCUCGCGUCCGACCAAGCCGCGCCCUAGCCGUCUGUGCGUCCGUCCUGUCCAGUCCGGUUCUUGAACCUCUGAUCGUCCAUUUUAGCAGUCUGAAUCCCAGCCUGAGAGACAUGGGAGAUGUCAAUGCUAAUGCUGUUCCAACCCAGGCUGACAUCAACGCACAGCUAAUGGCCGGCCAAGCCCAACUUACGGCCACUAUGAAUGCCGUGACCGAUUCAGAUUCUGAACCACCUGAUCGAGAAGAGCCUCGACCCGCCCACGCCGGACGAGAAGGCCGACGAGAGCAUCGGAUCCAAGGAGAUGGGAGUCCGAUCAGGAGGAGACGCCGAGAGGAUGAAAUCCCUUGGCAAGGAGGAAAGGACCUCAAGCUUAACCCACCAACCUUUGCUGGAAAGGUCAACCCGGGCGCCUACGUUGAAUGGGAAAGGCGCAUGGAAUACAUCUUCGAGUACUACAAUUACUCUGAGGCCAGGAAGAUAGCCUUAGCCGCGGCCCAACUGACCGAGAACGCUCUAUCUUGGUGGGACAGAGAAGUGUCCGAGACCAGCCGAGUCUAUAGAGUUGAGACUUGGGAAGAGAUGCGAUCCAAGCUUCGCACAAGGUAUGUUCCUGCUUAUUAUCAACGAGACUUACAGAAACGUUUUCGUAAAUUGUCUCAGGGAACGCGGACUGUAGAAGAGUACUAUGAGGAGUUUGAGUCCCUCAGGAACAAGCUCAAGACACGCGAGACGCAAGAGACCCUGAUGGCUCAGUUCAUGGAUGGGUUACAAGACCGCAUUGCCCGAAAGGUCGAGCGCCAGCAGUAUGAGACCUUCCACGACCUGCUUCACUUUGCCGUCCAGGCCAAACAACACAUCAAACGGAAGAACGCGUCCACAGCCAGAGGCAAAGGAACAUGGACGCAACCGGCUUCCAAAGGAGUGGACAAGGGCAAGUCCGUGGAUGUGGAGAACCGGUUCAAGAAAAAUCAGACCGAACCGUCCAAGUCUGGCACAUCCGACCAAGGUAAGACCCAAGGUCAAAAUCAACGUACCCGUGACAUUACUUGUUUUAAAUGUCAGGGAAAGGGACACUAUGCCAGAGAUUGCCCCAACAAGCGUGUAAUGAUCCUCAAGGCUGAUGGUGAGUAUGAAUCCCAAGACGAGGCCGAAGUUGAGACCAUGGUUUCUGAUGAAGAGGUAGUCGAUUAUGCUGAGACCGGAGAUCUACUGGUUACCAGACGAUCUCUCAGUGCUCUCUUCGAUCCUGAAACCGUUCAAAGAGAAAACAUCUUUCAUACAAGAUGUAGCGUGGAACAAAAGGUCAAGUGUGACGUUGUGCCUAUGAAAGCCGGCCACAUACUUCUAGGACGGCCAUGGCAGUUCGAUAAGGAGACCAUUCAUCAUGGUCGGACCAAUGUCUAUAGCUUCAGCCACAACAACAAGAAGCACAGCCUAGUACCUUUAAGUCCUCAAGAGGUUUAUGAGAUGCAACAAGCAAUGGAUCAUGCCAGCAAGGUGCUGCUAAUGGUCUUUAGAGAGAGUUGUUUUGCAGAGAUUGAGGCCACGGAGUUACCAGCCGAAGUACAAGGCCUCAUGGAGCAAUAUAAGGACGUCUUUCCUGAUGAGAUCCCAGCCGGCCUACCUCCUAUCGGAGGCAUAGAACAUCAGAUCGAUUUUGUGCCAGGCGCACCCUUGCCAAACCGAGCGGCCUACCGAGUUAACCCAGAAGAAGCCAAGGAGUUGGAGAGACAGGUCCAAGACCUCAUGGAUAAGGGUUACAUCCGGGAGAGUCUUAUUCCGUGUGCUGUUCCGGUUCUAUUGGUUCCAAAGAAGGAUGGAACAUGGCGCAUGUGGGUGGACUGCCGGGCCAUCAACAACAUAACCAUCAAAUAUCGGUACCCAAUACCUAGACUAGAUGAUAUGCUGGAUGAACUAAGUGGGUCUGUUGUGUUCUCUAAGAUUUAUCUCAGGAGUGGAUACCACCAAGUUCGAAUGAAGGAGGGAGACGAGUGGAAGACAGCCUUCAAGACCAGGAAGGUCUAUACGAAUGGCUGGUCAUGCCGUUUGGCCCUCACCAACGCCCCCAGCUCCUUCAUGAGACUCAUGAACCAGGUUCUUCGACCUUUCAUAGGGAAAUUUGUGGUUGUGUACUUUGAUGACAUACUGAUCUAUAGCCGCUGUUUAGAUGACCACCUUAGACACCUUGAACAAGUGAUCAAAGUUCUUAGUUCACAGGGCCUGAAGGUAGAUGAAGAGAAGAUCAAGGCGAUCCAAGACUGGCCUACACCUACCACCAUUGGCCAUGUUCACAGUUUCCACGGCCUGGCCAGUUUCUAUUGGCGGUUCGUCAAGGAACUCAGCACCAUAGCCGCUGCCUUGACCUCUGUGAUCAAGAAGAACGUAUCCUUUAUUUGGGGACCAGCCCAAGAAGAGUCUUAG
This is a messenger RNA of Brassica rapa (field mustard), 2502 nucleotides long. RefSeq lists its product as uncharacterized. The record is from RefSeq and is a predicted model, not a curated record. Gene Ontology annotation, molecular function: zinc ion binding; nucleic acid binding. Lineage: Eukaryota; Viridiplantae; Streptophyta; Magnoliopsida; Brassicales; Brassicaceae.